UGUUGAGAAGCUAUCACUCAGCGCUGUGUAUAAAUUCACACGCAGCUUCCUUUGCCGUGUUGGACAAGGAAGGGAGUGGCUUUAAUCGCUUUUUUUCGUAUUUUGAGGAUAUUCGCAGAUAAUUCGAGUGUCAAACGGAUCGGUAAAGAGUUUCAAGUACUAAGUGGUCUUCAAUGAAACCUUUGAAAGUUAUUUUGUCUCUUCUUUAUUUUGCUGUUUUAAUCCAUGACGCAACGUGUGCUCGAGCUUGCAUAGAGCCCACCUUAGAACAUGGCCGAAUCACUAACCCUGCAAACUAUUAUUUAAAUGGAUCAACAAUACACAUAGUGCCUAAUGUUGGAUACUUCUUGGAUGGGGAUUCUAUUGCAACUUGCGAUGUAGAUCAUGGUUGGAUUAAUCUUCCAACAAUUAAAGCUGCAGUUUGCCCAGAGCCCAUCUUAGAAAAUGGUCAAAUCACUAACCCUGCAGAUGAGUACAUUAAUGGCUAUACAAUACACAUAGUUGCUAAUGAUGGAUACUUCUUGGAUGGGGAGGCUGUAUCCUUCUUGGAUGGGGAGUCUAGAGCAGACAGCACAUGUGAUGCAGUACAUAAUCAAUGGAUUAAUCUACCAACAAUUAAAGUACUACCAUGUGACGAACCCCUGUCAUUUGCUAAUGGUGAGAUAGUAACCCAAGAACCCUAUGUUCGUAAUCAAACUGUUCUGGCCCAGUGUGCACCUGGCUAUGUGGCUGAGAAUGGUCUGCAGAAUGUUAAUGUCACAUGUUAUAUUAAUGGAACCUGGGAUCCCAUGCCUAUCUGUUCAGCACUACAAGAUCUUUCCGCCACAUAUCGCUGUGGAGUGAACCCUAACGAAGUAAUAAUGAUAGUAAAAAAUAACAAUAACUACCAGGAUGCUUACAUACCUGGCUAUAAAGAUGAUGGGAGUUGUCAACCAGAUUUUAGUAUGAUGCCAGGAGGCUGGACACAUGUGGCAUUUCGACUGGCAGAAGGAACAUGUGGAAUGGUGACAACACCAAAUGGUUUAAAAACAUGGAGUGUUUUAGCCACAUACAGCCUUGUCAUAGAACAACACACUGAUGUUGAAUUCACCACAGAUCCAGGGUGCAAUUUCACUGCAGAAGAGACAGAAUUUGUAGAACUAACAUCAGUUCGUGUGCAGAACAUCUCUCGUGGUGGAGAUACAAUUAUACAAGGAACGGGACCAUCUCUUAGCACCUUCCAACAAGGAGUUGCUAAUAUAGGAAGAGAAACUGUAACUAUGGUAAUGAAAAAAGCAAGUGGUGGGAGUGACACCAAAAGUUGCUACCUUGGCGAAGAAGUUCUGCUUGCCAUGACCCUGACAGAAUCAGACACUGCCUGGGGGAUCAAAGUUUAUCGGUGUAUUGUAAAACCAACAAGAGAUUCACCAAAUAAUGAAACAUUUGUUCUUUUGAAUGAUAAGGGGUGUCCUGAUGACCGGCAAUUCAUAAAUGCCCCAUUUCAUGGCCAACUGAGACAAGCACAAACUGUAAAAAGUGGUUCAUUCAGGUGUUUCAAAUUUCCAGAAAAAGAAACACUAUAUUUCAACUGUGAGAUUGGGUUUUGCACCUCACAACAUAAAAGGUGUUUUCAGGGUCCAGUUGACAUCUGUCAAAGAGAUGAGAGGACAAAGAGAUGGGUGACCAAGGAAGACAUGCAUUUUGCUAUAGGUUUACAAGUUUCUGUUACCCAAAAUCCUGGCGGAAAUGUUCUCAGUAACAAUGAAGAAAAAAUGACAGUUGGACCAAAAUCCAGAAUGUCAACAAUUUUCACAGUGUCAACUAUUGCCGUGGUGUGUCUCAUUCUAACAGCAGGAAUCAUUAUCAUCAUCGUCAUACCUCUACGAAAGUGUAGAAUUUUGCCAGCCAUUAAAAACAGAUGUUCCAAUACAGCAAUCUCAGGGUCAUUGCUAUAGCAAAACUGUUCACAUUUAAGUCCUAGAACUCUCACAAAAUAUAAUGUAAAUUAAUGGUCUUUGGAGAGAAAAAUAUUAUUAUUAUUAUUAUUAUUAUUAUUAUUAUCAAAAUUAUUAUUUAUCAUCAUUAUUAUCCACCAUGGGCUCAUUUAAAACGGGAUGUUCCUUUUGUGCUAAUCAAAAUGCUGUACAAAGCACUUGCAGCAUCAAGGACUACAAAUGUAUGCAGCACCAGUCCUGGGAGAAAUUUUACAGUUCAAGUCAAAACUUUUCUGGUCUUCGUUUCUAUAGCAUACCUGACACAUAAUUGUGGGUUAAAUGCUCAACUUGCAUACACCAAUGUAUCAAUUGUGACAACGUGACACAGCAGGAAUAUCGUUACAAACACAAAGUGACUGUACACUCCAUCCAUGUGCACCACCCUUGUUGACCCAGCGGUUUUAUGAAGGAAUGACCACCUAUUGUUUACUUUUUUCUUUUUAAACUGUUUGAAAAAUGAGAACAAACACAAGAGUUAGUAUGUAGCACCAUCUAUGAUGUAUUGCAUUUUGUGGGAUGUGUGAAAAUAAAGAAUUGCUCAUGAAAGAACGUGGUCAUA
This is a messenger RNA of Lingula anatina, 2532 nucleotides long. RefSeq lists its product as uncharacterized. NCBI's taxonomy places the organism in Eukaryota, Metazoa, Brachiopoda, Lingulata, Lingulida, Lingulidae. The record is from RefSeq and is a predicted model, not a curated record.